Messenger RNA from Liolophura sinensis, 993 nucleotides. RefSeq names its product G-protein coupled receptor daf-37-like. Gene Ontology annotation, cellular component: membrane. The record is from RefSeq and is a predicted model, not a curated record. NCBI's taxonomy places the organism in Eukaryota, Metazoa, Mollusca, Polyplacophora, Chitonida, Chitonidae. The transcript has a single exon. The coding region runs from base 1 to 993 and encodes 330 amino acids. Gene Ontology annotation, biological process: G protein-coupled receptor signaling pathway. Gene Ontology annotation, molecular function: G protein-coupled receptor activity.
AUGUCACCGGAAGAUUAUGUUGAAUACCAAGUUGGUCACUACCUAAUCUUGAUAAUCUCCCCUUUGCUUCUAGUUUGUGGGCUGAUCGGAAAUGUUUUAUCAUUUUGUAUAUUUUAUCCAAAAGCUGUUAAAUCCCGAACGCAAUCGUCCUACACAUUUCUGGCAGUGCUGGCCGUGUUCGACUCCCUGGCUUUGCUACUAUCGUCUUUGAGGGGAUUUCUUGCGCAUGCGUUCCAGUUGGACAUCGUCCUGGCAUGUCACUGUGGAGUUUACCUUUUCUUCUCUUUUAUUGCCACCGACAUGUCAGUGUACGUUAUUAUCGCAAUGACAGUGGAUCGCUCAAUCAGCGUCUUCUUGCCGUUCAAGGCCAAAACCUUGUGUACACGGAACAGGGCGCUGGUUUCUAUGUCGGUGAUAUUUGUUAUUCUCAUUGCCGUGAACUGCUCAAUCAGCUUUACCUAUCACCGAACAGAACAAACCAUAACUGUAUCAAACAUGACGACCUCUGUUUAUACAUGUGGCGCUCUUAUGCGUUAUUCUGAGUGGUUAAAUUUCGUAUGGCCUUGGAUCGACAUGACGGUGUUGUCCUUUCUGCCCUGCGUCGUACUUACAACUCUCAAUUGCGCAAUUCUCCUACGCAUGCGCAGUCAGAACAAACGUGUUCACGUGAUGGGACAGCCGUCAGACGGGAGACUGGCCUCGCAGAAACGCACGAAUAUACUUUUACUUUCGAUAUGUCUGGUUUUCUUCAUAACAACAACGCCUUUGACAGUUUUGCAUAUCGUGGAGCCGUACUGGUCACUUGACACUCCACAUCAACAGGCAAUUCACACCAUGGUAAGUGACAUUGCGUCACAACUUCUCUUUUGGAACAAUUGUCUAAAUUUCAUUCUUUACUGUCUAAGCGGCCGAGAGUUUCGCAACGAUUUAAAGCGUAUAUUCUGCAGAGCAUCUGAAAACUCCGUGUCUAGUGACGUCACAGCCAUGAAUUGA